AAAGCCAUGGAGGUGUAAAAUUCGGAGAAAAAUGCUUGUAUUUACAAUAUUGCAAAAUUCAUUGAAAUUCAUUGAUUGAUCAUAACUAUUUUCAUAUUUCCAUAUCUAAAAACCCUGAUACAGCGUUAUGAUCCACAUUACCAUGGGCUCCAAAUGUGUUCUCUCUUGCAGGAAAGCGCCCCUGACGGUCGUCGAGGCAGGCGUGGUCUGUGAUGGCACAACACUGCUGUCGUGAAGAGUAGAACGAUCUCCGUGCUGUCGGUGAAUUAACAGCUCUCUGUCAACAGAUCUGAGCAGGUGGAUCAAAUUGCACAAAUCACUAUUAUCUCACUUGGAGGCAAGAACAAUAUGUCGGGUAUAACCAGCAUGUUCAGCCUCAGUGGACGUCUGUACCGAGUUGACCAGGUUCCGGGACAGUUUCGGGAACUCUUCAUCCUCAGUGGCUACCGUCACCCAAAGAGCUCCGCCAAACAGUGCAUCCUCAGCGCCUUUGACGUAACCAACGAAACGCUCAACAUAUGGACCCACUUCCUGCCCGCGGUAUAUUUUGCCUGGUGGUUCGUGGAGUUGGCACAAGAACAUGACUUUGUUAAUGAUCCGUACACGUGGCCUUUGCUCGUGUUCACGUUUUCUAGUAUGGGUUAUCUCUUGGCUAGCGCCAUUGCACACACUUUUAACACAAUGUCAAAUAAAGCACGCCAUAUAUUCUUUUUCCUGGAUUAUGCAGCCUUGAGUAAUUACAGCCUCGGAGCCGCCAUUGCGUUUCGGGCGUAUUGUUUUCCUGAGGUGCUGCGUAACAUGACAUUUUACUCUGAUUGGUACGUCAGGGCAGCCAUUUUUAACUCCGUUGGCUGCACUGUGUUAUCAUGCCAGUCGCGAUUUAUGGCUCCUGGAAAAUUGCGUAAAGUGUGUCGUUUGGGGGCAUUUGUGAUUCCUUUCUCUUUUGAUGUUGUGCCUCUGGUGUACAGGAUGGUGUUUGCUGGCGAUGAAAUGCUCGUAGACAGGGCGUACAUGUACCACACACGUCAGCUCUUCUUCGCCUUCCUCGCUGGUUUGCUGUAUGCAUCUCACAUGCCAGAACGACUUCUCCCAGGAAAAUUCGACUACGUUGGUCAUAGCCAUCAACUCUUCCAUAUUGCUGGGGUCCUCGGCAACUGCAGUCAGAUGACCGCCAUUUUGUACGACAUGUUGGACAGAAAAGACAUCUUGGUCAGGGAAGAUCGCCUGUUGCCAUGGUCGUACACAGUGGUUACCAUGGGAGUUGUUACCAUGGUGAAUCUGAUAACAAUAUUUGUGUUUUCCACAUACCUGACAAAGGAUAGGCUAAAGUUGAUGUCAGAUGACAAACCAUGUAAUAAAUGCCACUGAUCAGGGCCAGCUAAGUUGAGGAAGUGAAAGAGUUAGUGACUCAGCACAUUGUGAGAAUAGGAAAAACUUUCAGUAUUGCUGAAUGGGAUUUUCCUAACAGUCAGAGAUGACAACAGUGAAAGGAUCUGCAUAAGAGUGACUACCCCUGCUUGAAACUUAUGUAUAUAAUACAGACUGAAUAGUAGAGGUUUGCUCUUCUAUGAAUAGUGCAUGGGCUACCGUACACCCCUUCACCCUGUAGCGUUUUUCAUAGAAUAAGCUAAUACUGCAUAGCUAUAUAUUUAUAUGCCAUGGACUGUAACUUCUGUAUGGCAGCUAGUGUGUUAGAUGAGUGUCGUGGCAAAGUGUUCGGGAAAGGAGUGAAAUUUUGGAUAUAUGCCUUUUUUUCUACAUGUAGCCAUAAAUAUAUCUUUGAGGAUGAUAUAGUGAAAGAGGAGGCAGUUUUUUUUUUUUUUUUUUUUUUUUUUUUUUCAGGUAUGAGAGUUAAAUGAAUGUCUGUGAUCAUGUUAUGCAUGCACUUGUGUUAGAUAUGACAUUGUGUUGCAUGUGACGUAAUUGGGCAUGCAGUUGUGUUAGUUGAGAUGGCGAGUUCUCUGUGAUUGCGUUACACCCAUAAUCAUUUUAGGUGUGAUAUUGUAUGUAAAUAAAGUAUGUUAGAUUUGUCUGAGAUGUGCCACUGGGUGCCAUUGUUUGGUAAACCCUGGGGUUUUGUUCCAGCUGUAGGUAGAUAAUCUUGUUUUCCUACAUACCCCUGUGACCUGAUGAUCUAGAAUGGAUUAGUACUAGUAUACAAUUUUUGUACUGGAAUACAGGGUAGUGUGUUAGGGGUGUAUGUUGAAAUUGGCUGUGCCUUAUGCUUCUUAGGAACGGUAGCAACAAUCAUAGUGUGUAAAAAACAUGCCAGUUGUAAACACUCAUGUGAAUUUUAUAUUGAAGUUUACCAAAACCAUUCAUAUUACUUUUGAGAGAUGCCUUAAUGGGUGCAAAACACUCAAAACCUCAUUUGCUCAGCAACAGUCUUCAGCAAUUUGUCUUCUUGAUCAAGGCAGUUGUGAGAUACCUUUAUAUACAUUUAUAUUUGCACACAGUUACCUUAUAUUGCGUAGUCAUAUUCCUGGUCAUUUUGAAGAGAGUUUUAAUUCUCAAUAUGUAAAAAAAAACAGUUCCGUAGUUUCGUAAUCCUGUAUUUUGCUAGGUGGUAGGAUUGUAAAAUCAUGAUUUAUUGGAGGUUAUUUCUCCAUUUAACCAAAAACAAAACCUUAUAUUGGCUGAUUGGCUGUAGGCCUUUUGCAGUUAGAUGCUGCCAUGCUGAUGUCUUUUGUUUACUGAAGAACUUGCUGUCUAGUAGAUAAAAAAAGUGCUGAAGAACAAGCUCUUCAGUAAGCAAAGGAAAUCAACAGGGUUAUAUCUAGCUGCAAGAGUCCUAUAGGUCCUCACCAAUGGUAAUGGGAGACAAUUAAAAAGGGUUAAAACACUAAACUGUAUUGAUGUGCCUGAGGGAGAAAGGUGUGCUGUUUAUCUGUGAUUUUUAUAAAGAAAGGAAUCUUAUUUUUACAGUGAAGAACGUUGUACAUAUACAUAUAGUUUGCUGUUACUGUUUGCAGUAUAUUAUGACACCCAGUGAAAGAGAGUUAAUACUUAAUGUAAUAGCCAUUGUUAUAUGCUGUAAUUGGGGACUAUUUCUCAUCUAGAGGCUGUAAUCUUUUUUUUAAUUCAUGAUUUUUUUUUUUUUUUUUUUUUUUUUUGUAUGAAUGAUUAAUUUGAAAAUCUCUAUGUAUUGGCAACAGCGCAAGUUUGGAUGUAAAGCCAAAAUGUAAUAUGUGCUUGCAUUGCUUUUCUGUACAAGUAUGUAUUUAUGUCUUUCCAAGAUUUGUUAUGAUUUGUAUGUAAGUUUGUUAUAUGUAGAAGUAGAAGCAAUAUAAGACUUAGACUGUAGACAUGUUAUCUCAAAACACAGAAAUAUUAUUGGCGUUUGCACAGGGAUGUCCUAAGAUACAGUGUAUCAUACCAUCUACACGUACAUACAUUAAUACAUUAAUACCUAACAGAGUUGGUUUUUCAGAUAGUUGAGAUAUAUUUCAAACAUUUUUGUAUGGCAUAUACACAUGUAUCUAUCAGAUCAAUGGAAUUUUUAAUUUUGAUAGCAGAUUUAUUUAUGCCUUGUUCUCUGUUGUACAUGUAUUUUGCUUUCAACCAUCGUGCCUGUAGGUUGGGAUAUAUGUUAGCGUUUGUUUGUCUGUUUAGAAGGCUUAGAAACAGUUCAGUGAUCACAAUGCAAUGUAAAUUAAUUUAUAACAAGCGGUAGAUCGCGUGUCGCUUUUUAAAGACAAAAUCAGAAUGGUGGCGGCAAAUGCGUUACUUCAAAAUCCACUUAUACUUGAACAUAAAGGUUGCAUGUUGCGCUCAAUAUUAAUUGAUAA
This is a messenger RNA of Lingula anatina, 3788 nucleotides long. RefSeq names its product membrane progestin receptor gamma. Gene Ontology annotation, cellular component: membrane. The record is from RefSeq and is a predicted model, not a curated record. NCBI's taxonomy places the organism in Eukaryota, Metazoa, Brachiopoda, Lingulata, Lingulida, Lingulidae. Gene Ontology annotation, molecular function: signaling receptor activity.